AUAAAUGGUUGACUAUUGCACGGCGAGAUCCAACAGAUUUAAGUCUAAAUACUUCAGUUUAUUUCUGUGAAGAUCAUUUUGAUUUACCAAAUGAUUAUGGACAAUUAUAUGGAAUAUCAUGUAAUGGGAUUGGUGUCGCAGGUUCGCAUGAAACCAGGCUGUAUUCCUACAAAAUUUGAAUGCCAGAUAGAUAGAAGAAAACGAACAGCUCAUACGAAAGAACGACCGUACAUUAUCAAGAAACAAAGACGGGCACUAAUUGAAGAAUUUGAAAAAAAUUUGGAGAAUAAAAGCAUUACUAAAAAACAUUUAGAACUUGGAGAAGCUUCAUCCAGCGGUUCAGUUUUGCAUGACAACAUAGAAGAAAAUUUAACAGAAAACAGUGCCUUGAGAACUACUGAUAAGUCUAUUCAAGUAUUUAUUACUCACAAGUUCAGAAGUAAAGCCAUUCAAACAGAAAAUAAAUUAAUAAAUCAGAUGACAUCACCCUUGAAACCUCAUACCCGUUCUGUUUCUACAUCACCAUUUAAAGUUACAAGAGGCAAUUUCACAUCGCCAUGGACAUCCACAUUACAUAAACCUUCAAGGCAAAUAUAUCCCCCUGCAAAUCAAUCUGAUAGUGAUACUUCUUUUACACCAUCUGUAAUGCACAGAGAAUCAUCACCAUCAACAAUAUAUCUUCAAAUUGAAUCUAUAUAGACUGCAGUGAGAUGAUACAAGAUGAUAAAAAACAGGAGGCAUCUAAAAUUCUGGAAUGUACCUUGCUUAAAAUUACAAAAAGCCCG
Molecule: messenger RNA, 785 nt
Organism: Papilio machaon (common yellow swallowtail)
Lineage: Eukaryota; Metazoa; Arthropoda; Insecta; Lepidoptera; Papilionidae
Exons: 3
Coding region: 91-699 (202 amino acids)
Source: RefSeq, a predicted model, not a curated record